Messenger RNA from Octopus sinensis (East Asian common octopus), 5614 nucleotides. Its product is annotated as histone-lysine N-methyltransferase SETDB1. Gene Ontology annotation, cellular component: nucleus. Gene Ontology annotation, molecular function: histone H3K9 methyltransferase activity; protein binding; DNA binding. The transcript has 32 exons. Lineage: Eukaryota; Metazoa; Mollusca; Cephalopoda; Octopoda; Octopodidae. Bases 594 to 4751 code for a protein of 1385 amino acids. The record is from RefSeq and is a predicted model, not a curated record. Gene Ontology annotation, biological process: negative regulation of gene expression; heterochromatin organization.
UCCGAAUGCGAUAGAAUGGAAGGAGACUUUCUGUAUAGUCACGGUGUGUGUAGAGCGUGCUGCCUGAUUUCCUUCACAUUACAUCCUACGUUCUCAAGCAUACUUCGGAUAACAGAGACCGAUGUACCUAGGGACGAAGACGCGAUAGUCAUGGUUGGGAUGUCAUAGACCAAGGCUCAAUCAUCAACGAUUGCUUGAUCAGAACAACUGACAAACUUUGAUUCGAUUUACAAAACUAAUUAUCGGGGCGAUAUGUUAUUCUUGAUUACAAUACAUAAUAAUAUCAUUUACAGGUUCAAAGUGGAGAGCUGGCAGAAUCGUUAGCACGCCGGACUAAAUACUUAGCGUCUUUUCGUUCGUCUUGAAGUCCUGAGUUCAAAUUCCGCCACGGUCGACUUUGUCUUUCAUUCUUUUGCGGUCAAUAAAAUAAGUACCAGUCAAGCACUACUGUCAGUGUCAUCGACUUCGCCCUCCCCCAAAUUGCUGGCCUUGUGCUAAAAUUCGAAGCCAAUAUUAAUUACUGGUAAACAGAAAGUUACAGAGGCGGGACAUGUGUUUCUUGUAUAUCUUUUGAUCAAGUUGAUGAAGAAGAGAUGGAAGUUGAGAAAGAUGCUGAUGCAAAUGGUAACAGCAAAUCAGAUCAAGAUACACAGGAAACAUCAAGGGAAGAAAAACCCCCUAAAUUAUCAGAGAAAAGUGGCAGUGAUAGUGUAAUUAGUAACAUUAAAAAGGAUGAUGACAGAGAUGUAACGAGUUCAGAGACUGAAAUUGCUGAAAAGAAGGUGACUAUUAAAGUGGAAGAAAGAAGUGAAAACACAAGCUCCCAUGGGGAUACUGAUAUUUGUUCUUCAGCUGACAUAACGAAGAAAGCUGAUAUAAAUGGAAAGAAGCAAAUGCAAGAAGCUGUGAAGGAUUUUGAGGGUAAGAAACGCAGAGAGAACAUUUUGAAGUCAGGGGAUGAGAUUUGUGAACAAAAGAGACCACGUAUUCUUGAUGCCCAAAAAGUUGAACAUUCAAAUACGAGUGACAAUGAAGAAGGGAAGGAGGAUAUGGCUGCUGCUGCUGAAAGCCCUAAAGCUGAUGAUACAGAGAUGAAGAUGGAGGAUGUAGAGAAAGGAAGUAAUAAAAAAGUAAAGACCGAGAGUGAUGAUAAUGAAAAUUCUAUGGAAGUUGAUGAACCAAGUGUUGCAGGAAUAAUAAAAGAAGAGGAUGAGAGUGGCUGCAGAGGUUUAGAUCAGAAAAUUACUGUGAAACAAGAAGUUAGGAAUGUAAAAGAGGAGAUUACAGCAUCGAAAGAAGAGGUUGGUACAAUGAAAGAAGGGAAGAAUGGUAUCAAAGAAGAAAUAGAUAUGAGUAGUUUUAAGAAACAAUUAAAAGAGGAAGAUGUGAAAGAUAUAAAGCUUGUGAAUGGGAUCAAGAAACCAGAAACCAUCUACAAACUGAGCUUUGAUGCUGAAAAAUUUAUUUCAAAUCAAAUUUCCAAAAUGGAUCUUGACCAGACAAAUUUGCAAAAACUUAAUGGAAUGAACUGUCAAGUGAAAGCCACAGAAAGAAAACAGAGAGAAAUUAGCAAAAUAUUUUCUGAUUGUACUAACCUCUUAGCCAAAUUCCGUGCUACACUGGAAGCAACUGAAGCCAUAGAAUCUGAGGAGAAAGUUGGCGGCAAUGUGGAAACGGUAGAAAUCAGUGACGAUGAUGAAGUGGAAUUCAUUGAAACAACUUUUGAACCUGACCUUGUUGCGAACCGACCACAUCAGCAGUCAGCAACAAAUCCUUCCAUGACCAAUGCUUCCAACAUGGACUCACUGAGAGCAGCACUAACAGAAGCACUGAACAAACAGAUGCCUUCUCAGGUCAAUCAGUCUUUACACAAACCAUUCUCAGACGAGGACCGUAAACUGUUUGAUAUCAGUGUUGGCAGUAAGGUACUUGCUAAAAAGUUGAAUGAUAUCUGGUAUAAAGGUAUUGUUCAGGAAGUAAGCCAAAAAGAACGAUCGAAAAAGUUUAAAAUAAAAUUUGAUGGGAAAGGCACUAAAGUUCUUGGUGCUAAACUUGUUGCCUUUUUUGAGAACUGGAACAUACCUAUCAAAGUUGGUAGCAGAGUAGUUGGAAACAAAAGUUCAAUGUAUCGAGAUGAAGAAGCUAACCCUUCAACAUCUUUCUAUGCUGGUAUAGUGGCAGAAGUGCCAACCAACCGAAACCGUCACAGGUUCCUGAUAUUUUUUGAUGAUGGCUAUGCCCAGUAUUGCCUCCCCAAAGAGAUACACCGUGUCUAUGAACAGAGCAAAAAUGUUUGGGAAGAUAUCCAUCCUGACUCUCAAGAAUUUAUCAAGGAAUAUUUGGCCCAGUAUCCAGAACGACCAAUGGUGCAGCUUCAGAAAAACCAAGUUGUCAAAACGGAGUGGAUGGGAGAAUGGUGGACAGCUAAAGUGGUCGAGGUUGAUGCCAGUUUAGUGAAAAUGUAUUUUUCUGCUGAUAAAAGGACAGAAUGGAUUUACAGAGGAUCAACAAGAUUGGAACCGCUCUUUUCAGCUUUGGCCCGGGCUGAGACGAACAAGUUGACUGGUUUUAAGAACAAGCGGCAACGCCUUGUAGCUGCUUCCAGAGGCAACAAACCAGUUGUAGAAUAUACUCGUGCCCAAACAGUCGAGAUUGAUGACGAAGACACGCACGUUGCAAGUAAAAUCUCCAGAACCCAACAUGGACCUGACCAGAAAAAGAGGUCAGUUGCUAAGAAGAGCACAACAUCUAACAAUAACCAAAAUGGAACUGGUGCAAACUCUUGGGAAGCACCUUGGCUGAAGAUGCAACGGAAUCCAAAAUCAAGCAGUGCAUCAGCCGAAAAGAAAAGAGAACAAUACCAGACCAGCAGUAUUAGUAGCCACAAACAAGGAAGGGACAUGGCAAGUGUCCUCCAAGAGAGAUUGGCUGCACAGACAGAUGGAGAUCUUGAUGAAGAUGCCCUUGGGGAGAGAAUCGACAUUGAUAAUAUUAUUUCUCCUCGGAACAUGUUGAGAAAGAAACUCAUUCCACAUGAAUGUUCUCCUGAAUGUGUAAAAGAUUGCGAAGACAAAGACUUUCACAUCAAAUUCCGUGGCCGUAACAUGUUGCUUGUUCCUACUUUGUGUGGUUGGGAGAGGCAAGUGACCAAAGUACGACCCAGUGCCAAAAGAAUAGUGAUCUACAGGGGUCCCUGUGCACGACGGAUGCGUAAUUUGGAUGAAGUUGACAAAUAUUUAUUAGCAACUAAUUGUAAUUUGUCUAUUGAUUUAUUCACUUUUGAUCCCAACCUCCACACCCAUACUGAAUUUGUACCUAUCAAGACUUUCUGUGAUAUCAAAGAUAUUUCAUAUGGUAAAGAAAAUGUUCCAGUGUCUUGUGUGAAUGGUAUCGACCGGCAGUAUCCUGCCUAUGUAGAAUAUUCCACUAAGCGGUAUCCUGCCAAAGGAGUACAUCUUAAUUUAGACGAGGAAUUUUUGAUUAGCUGUGAUUGUACCGAUGGCUGUCGGGACAGAACUAAAUGUGCAUGUAUUCAGAUGACAAUUGAAGCCACCACAGCCAGUCCGGGUGGCCAUGCAGAUGAGAGUGUUGGCUAUAAGUAUCGACGUUUGAGUGAACCAAUUCUAACAGGCAUUUAUGAGUGUAGCAGCCGAUGUAAAUGUGACUACAGAUGUUUCAACAAAGUUGCACAGAAUGGCCUGCAGUUGCGACUACAAGUGUUCAAAACAGAAAAACGGGGCUGGGGUCUGCGCUGCUUGGACGAUAUUCCAACUGGUGGCUUUAUUUGUAUUUAUGCUGGUCAGUUGUUGACAGAACAAGGAGCCAAUGAGGAUGGCCAGCAGUAUGGGGACGAAUACCUUGCAGAGCUUGACUACAUUGAAGUGGUUGAGAAACACAAAGAAGGUUAUGAAAGUGAAGUUGUUGAUCUUGAUGAUGCGGAGAGUACCUCCUACUCUUCACUCUCCUCCAAUAGCAGCAGAUCUUCAAACACUGCAGAUCAGGAUCAUUCUGAUAAGAAGACAACUGAAAAUGGCAGUGAAGAAAAGCUGGGGAAACUCGUGUUAAAGAGAGAAGCCAACAAAGAUAAAGAGUGGUCUGUGAAAAUCCAAGGUUCGUCUCAGCGUACUGCUGAUUGGGUGGACAGUUUGAAUAACGAACCAAUUGUUAUUGAUGAUGAUGAAGAUGAGGAAGAGGAUAAUACACAAACGACCAAGUCUGACUCCUCAGCUCCAACCCCGAUUCCAGCCACAAAGAGAGGCAACAUCUUCACUAUAUUAGAAGAGAAGAAAGAACCAACGCCAAAUGCUGAUGAACUGCCAGAUUUGGAAGAAAAGCUUCCUGGUCUUGCUCUUCGCAAAUGUACCAGAUCUACAACAAGGUCCAGAUUCAAGAACCUUCCAAACCCAAAAGAUGGAAAGAACCCGAGCAAAGAGAGGAUUGAAGAAAGGGAGCAACGACCCAGUACUCGUUACUACUUCAAUGAUGGUCAGCUGUGCUAUGUGAUGGAUGCUAAAUCAAUGGGAAAUCUUGGCCGUUUCCUAAAUCACAGUUGUUCUCCAAAUGUUUUCGUUCAAAACGUGUUUGUUGACACACAUGACCUGCGGUUCCCUUGGGUGGCAUUCUUUGCUGGACAGUACAUUCGAGCAGGAACAGAACUGACCUGGGAUUAUAACUACGAAGUUGGCAGUGUUCCCGGCAAAAUCCUUUAUUGCUAUUGCAGUUCAGCUGAAUGUCGAGGUCGGCUCUUGUAGAGUCAAAUCUAUUUUUAGGACAUCAAUCUUGGCAAUGUUUUUGCCGUAUGAACUCUUUGCAGAGUCAGUCACCAUUGAUUACAUUGAAAGUUCCAUUUUUAUGCCAACUGGUAUCAACACACACACACACUACUAAAACUAGAAUUUGGUCAGAAGAGCCGAUUGGAUUAACGUUUUGAAGAUCUGCUGCUAUUGGUCAAUUAAAAAUAAACUUCUUCAUUUCAAUUGAUCACAUAAUCUGCGCUCUGAUGGCCUCACCAUUUGACUGACCAUAGUGCUGACAACUCCAUGCAUUUAAAGACAUUUCUUGUGUGGUCAAUUUGGAGGAGAUUCUUAGGAACUGAUUUCAAAAAUUCCAUUUUGUUUGUAACUGUUGUUAUUGGGAUCCAAGGAAGAGCAAUUAGAAAAACCCAAAAAGCUAUGACUUUUUAUUAUAGAAAGAAUAGUGCCUCUUAUGCUGGUAUUUGUACAAGUGUGUGUGUGUGCAUGUACACAUUACAGAAACUCCCUUUCCAUUAUUGGCCACCACCAUCAGUCAUACCUUGUUUGUUAUUUAUUUUCUUUUUUGGUUUAUUUGGCAAUGUCUCAUUGGAAGCAGGAUUUAAGUAAAGACCGUACAUGCAAAAUUGAUAAACUACCACUUUUAGCUGAUGUCAACAAAAUUUGGAAACAUUAACUUUCUAAUUUGUUGCUAUUUAACCAAAAACCCAUUCACAUCAGAAUCAAUGAUAUUUUACUUUUCUCUUUCACAGACCCAGCAUGUUACGAUUGGUCUUUGGAAGUUUUGAUCUCUUAACACCCUUAUUGGUUAUCUUGCCAACUUGGGUGGAUAAAAAAAAAACAACAAAAAAACCCUUUCAUGA